Molecule: messenger RNA, 2492 nt
Organism: Clupea harengus (Atlantic herring)
Lineage: Eukaryota; Metazoa; Chordata; Actinopteri; Clupeiformes; Clupeidae
Gene: setd1bb
Product: SET domain containing 1B, histone lysine methyltransferase b
Cellular component (GO): Set1C/COMPASS complex
Molecular function (GO): RNA binding; protein binding; histone H3K4 methyltransferase activity
Source: RefSeq, a predicted model, not a curated record
ACCAAGUGCAACCGCUGAUAAAUUCACUGCUGUGAAAUCUUCCUCAACAGAGAGUGUGAACACCUCUAGUGAUGGACAGCGUAACCAUUGGACCAAUGGCUGCCAGCACACAGGUGCCCAAGAGCAUUGUGGGUAAUCUGCCUGUGUUCCGAAUGCCCCCACCUCCUCUGCCCAUGCUUAUUCCCCCUCCUGGCUUUACCUCUUUGCCCCCUCCUCCUCUUCCACCCUACACUCUAUUACCACCAAACAUGCCUCCCCACGCAGGUCCCCCUCCCCUCUUGCCUCCUGGGAUGUCUGCUGUGCCAUGCCCCCUCCCGCCACCCAUUCCCGUACCCGCGUGCCCACGGGCAGAGGUGCCAAAGGGAAAGACAGAACCAUGCAGGAGGCAGUCCAGGUGGCACGGCAACCCCAUACCAACUCGUAUCACCAGCGGCCCAAUCCAGGGACAGAACUCAUGCUCUGCUCUGCCGCGCCCCUCUCUUCAUCCUCCCUCUCUUCAUCCUCCCUCUCUUCAUCUUCCCCCUCUUGGUCCUCCUCCUCUCCUUCCUCCCCCAUUUCCUCUUCUCCCUCCUCCUCCCCCUCCAUUCACGGUCGUCGCUCCACCUCCUCAAGGUGCCACACCCCCUCCCCCCCCAACCCAGCGGCCCCCAUCCGCUGCUCUCCGGCCCCCCUGGCCCCCACCCAUCUUCAUGCCUCGCUACGACCCGUCUGUGCCCCCCCCAGGCUAUGUGCCCCCUGUGCAGCCCCUUCACAAGGCCACGUUGGAGGGGGUUCUGGCAUUAGUGGCGGCCGAGCUGAAGGCCAUCGUGAGGAGGGACAUUCAUCGCAGGAUGGUGGAGGGAGUGGCCUUCCAGGCGUUUGAUCUGUGGUGGGAGGAGAAGGACAAGCAGACAAAGGCAUCUGCUCCAGUGUCCAAACCUCCUGUUGCCAAAGAAGCCAUUAAACCAGUUCCUGCCAACCCGCCGGUGAACGCAGUUAGGCAGGAGGGCUUGGCUCUGGGCGUGGUGCUGGGAUUGGGUGCCUUACAACUGCCCUCCUUUAAGGUGAAGAGGAAGGAGCACCCAGCAGAGAUCUCAGAGCCUCUGGCCAAACGGACGUGUCCCUCCCAGCCUGAGGAAGAGGAGAUAGAAACACAGAGUGCAGAGAGAGCAGAGACUGACAUGGGGGAGGACUCAGCAAAGAUGUCCAAAAAAGACGUACCAGUCACUGCUGCCAGACGCAGACAUGCCAGGCCUCUGGAACUGGACAGUGAAGGGGAGGAAGAUGGGAGAGAAGAGGAUUCUGGGAAGGUGGAGGACUCCCCUGCGUUGUCUGAUAGAGAAGAAGAAACUGAGAAGUAUGGGGAUGAUGAUGAUGAUGAUGACGAUGAAGAUUAUGAAGAUGACACAGAAGUCGGGAUGUCACCUCCAGUCAGAGAAAAGGAGAAACACAUAGAUUAUGAAGUCAUCAGCAUCUCCUCCUCCACCAGUUACUAUGACAACACUUCAACAUCUUCCAGUUCUGAGUCUUCCCUGUCUGAAUCUGAUUAUGAUGACGAUGAUGACGACAAUGAUGAUGGUAGUUACCUCACAGACAAUCAUGAAUGCAUGAGGUGGUCAAGAGAUACUGUGCAAGAGCCAGAAGAAUUGGAGGUGGAGGAUGAGCAGGAGGAAGAUGAGGAGAGGGAACCGUGGUUGUUGUCAUCUAAUGAGGAGGAGACAGGCUUGGUUGGCGACCAUGCUGUGCCGUCCCCCUGGUCCCUGUACGAGGGGGAGAUGGAGCGACCGCCCCCCACUCCCUGCGCCCCUAUCCCCACAGACGAGCAUUUGGAGCAGGCUUUACUGGGCGAUGAGGACAUCAGACUGGAUGGGGAGGAGUUUCAGCUGAGGGUGUGUCUACAGGGAGAUGCCCUGUGUCUCUCACCUGGGGAGUUCCCCUACCCACCCUCCCCGUCUUAUGGAGAGAUGUCAGAGGAUCUGGACUCAGAGCUGGAUGUAGAGGUGGACAAAGUCACUAUGGAGACGCUGGAGGAUUGUGGGACCUUAAGGCCUCCGACACCCACAGGCUCAGUGAGCGACAGUGACGCCUCAGACCUGCAGCUGCGAGGCGGGGUGCUGUCGCCCCCUGCUGCUCCGGAGGAGGUAGAGCGCCCCCACACCCCCGGACGAGGGCUGGAUGUGGUGGAGGCUGCUGGAGAGCUCCUCUUCCCCCCUCCGGCCACGCCUCUACCCCUUCCCCCUCCCCCCUCCCCCACAGGGCUAGGGGGGUCCCCUUCUUACCCCAUGCCCACCCCUCUGCCCUCCUCUUACCCCCCGUACGAGGACAUUCCCAGAACUCCAGGACACUACACAACUUCAGUGCAGAGGUCCAGGAGGACACCCAGGGCAACCCUGGCCCCAGACCCAGAACUCUGCCCUCUGUUUCCCCUCUCCCCCCCUUUCCAGUCACCCUAUCCCACAGAGGCAUCCCCCGCACCCCGGGACGAGAGAGCCCGCCUGUCUCGUUUCCCCUAG